Molecule: messenger RNA, 3567 nt
Organism: Saccharomyces kudriavzevii IFO 1802
Lineage: Eukaryota; Fungi; Ascomycota; Saccharomycetes; Saccharomycetales; Saccharomycetaceae
Gene: TCB1
Product: tricalbin
Exons: 1
Coding region: 1-3567 (1188 amino acids)
Molecular function (GO): lipid binding
Source: RefSeq, a predicted model, not a curated record
AUGUCUAAAGAAGAUACUGGAGCGACAGUGCUGAAGAAGCCCGAAACCGCGCAAGUAGCCAAUGUUAACGGAAUAGAUAAGUUACAACCCCCAAAGACGAAAGAGGAGACUAAAGCUAGCGAAAGCGUUUCAUCCGAAGAAGCAUCACAUGCUGGUGAUGAAAGCUUUAAGAGAAGUGUCCACGAUGCUUCUUACGUGGGUUGGAAACAGAUUGGAGGCUGGGAGGAAAAAGACGAGUUGACUUUAGAUGACGAAUUGAUGGAUAUGACUAGGGAGACCCUUUUAAACAACAUCAUACCGGACAAUCUUUAUGGUGACUGGUAUCAUUCUGUAGCCAUUUUCUUUGUCGGGGGGGUGGUGUCGUUUGCGCUUGGCCAUUAUAAAUUUUCGAUGGGCUCAGCUUUUUUCGUCAUCGUCAUCACUUCAUUGUUGUACAGAACGUCAGCUAAAAAAUACAGGGGUUCCAUAAGAGAGUUGGUUCAAAAGGAAUUCACAGUGCAAAAAGUGGAAAACGACUACGAAUCCUUAGAAUGGCUGAACACCUUUUUGGACAAGUACUGGCCGAUCCUAGAGCCAUCUGUGAGUCAACUGAUUGUCCAGCAAGCUAACGAACAAAUGGCCACGAACGAGGCAAUCCCUAAGUUUAUUACUGAGCUAUGGAUCGACGAGUUGACUCUGGGUGUUAAGCCUCCAAGAAUUGACUUGGUGAAGACUUUCCAAAAUACUGCAUCUGAUGUUGUUGUGAUGGAUUGGGGUAUCUCUUUCACGCCUCACGAUUUAUGCGACAUGAGCGCCAAACAGGUUAGAAACUACGUUAAUGAAUUAGCUGUUGUCAAGGCUAAAAUUUUUGGCGUCACGAUUCCUAUUUCUGUAUCAGACAUCGCCUUUAAGGCUCACGCCAGAGUCAAAUUCAAAUUGAUGACGCCUUUUCCACAUGUCGAAACCGUCAACAUUCAGCUGUUGAAGGUGCCUGAUUUUGAUUUUGUUGCUUGCUUGUUUGGUCGUUCCAUCUUCAAUUGGGAGAUUUUAGCCAUUCCAGGUCUUCUGACGUUAAUACAGAAGAUGGCCAGAAAAUACAUCGGCCCACUCUUGCUACCCCCAUUUUCUCUGCAAUUGAAUAUACCACAACUGAUCUCUGGCUCUAACUUAUCUAUCGGUAUCCUAGAAAUCACCGUCAAGAAUGCUAAGGGAUUAAAACGUACUUCAUCAAUAUUGAACGAGUCAAUUGAUCCUUAUUUGUCUUUUGAAUUUAACGAUAUAUCUAUUGCGAAGACAAGGACUGUAAGAGAUACUCUGAACCCUGUUUGGGACGAAACUUUGUACGUCUUGUUGAACUCAUUCACUGACCCGUUGACUAUUAGCGUCUAUGAUAAGCGUGCUAAGCUAAAGGAUAAGGUCCUGGGAAGAAUUCAGCACAACUUGAACCUUUUACAUGAUAAGCCCACACAAAGGAACAUAAAAGCCCAGUUUCUGAGGAACUCUAAGCCAGUUGGUGAUUUGACUUUUGAUUUAAGGUUCUUCCCAACUUUGGAAGAAAAGAAGUUACCAGAUGGAUCCGUUGAAGAAUUACCUGACCUGAAUACUGGUAUUGCUAAAAUUGUGGUUGAAGAAGGUUCUCGUUUUGCCGAAGAGGAAAAGAGCGUCACUGCUUAUGUCGAAGUUUAUUUGAACGCUAAACUGGUGUUGACUACUGGUAAGUCGACUGACACGGGUACUUUGAAAUGGAAUUCCGACUAUGAGGCAGUUAUUGCAGAUCGCCGUAAAACAAGAUAUAAGUUUGUUGUCAAGGAUAGCAAAGGAGAAGAAAUUGGGUCUACUAUUCAAACUUUGAACGAUUUAAUUGAUAGGAGCCAGGUGGAUAAGAAAUUGAUUCCAUUGAAAAAUCAAAAGGGUGAUAUCAAAGUAACUACGUAUUGGAGACCUGUUAGACUAGAGAUCGGUUCCAACUCUGUUGCUUACACACCACCAAUUGGUGCCAUCAGAGUUUUCAUUGAAAAGGCAAACGAUCUGAGAAAUUUGGAAAAGUUUGGUACCAUCGAUCCGUACUGUAAAGUCUUGAUUAAUGGUUUGUCUAAAGGUAGAACAGAUUUCAAAAGUGAAACUUUGAAUCCGAUUUGGAACCAAGUUAUCUAUGUUGCAGUCACUUCCCCAAAUCAGAGAAUCACGCUGCAAUGUAUGGACGUGGAAACCGUCAACAAAGAUCGUUCCGUUGGUGAAUUCAAUGUUAAAGUUCAAGACCUGUUCAAGAAGGAUGAAAACGAUAAAUACGAGGAAACCAUUGAUGAAGCCCCCAAAGUUGGUCGUUUAAUGAUGCCUAAGAAGAAACCCAAGGGCACCAUUACUUACUACACCUCCUUCUAUCCUGCAUUACCUGUUUUAACAUUGGAAGAAAUCCAAGACUUAGACAAAGUUAACAAAAGGAAGAAACUGUUAGAAUCACGUAAAUCAGUUAUGGAUGAAAAAAAGAUGUCCAAGGAGGAUAAGGCCAAAUUUGAACAAGAAUGCAAUGAAGUGAAAGAGUUGGAAGACAUGUACAGUAAUAGACAGAAACUGGACCUGCCAGAAUUAUUGCAAUACAAUCAAGGUGUUCUUGCCAUCACUGUUCUGGACGGGGAAUUGCCCGAUUCUGGGUUAUACGUUCAAUCGUUUUUCGAUGACAAUGGUCAUGCAAGAUUUGUCAGUCCACGCAUUCCAUCCAGAAUAUUCAAGAACGGGUGGUCAGGUGACGUGAUAAUCAAAGAACUGGACAAAUCGAUCACCACGUUUAGAGUUGCCAAGAAUAAAAAUUACAAUAGAAUGGAGAAGUGCGUUUGUGAAGUAGAGCUACCUACGUUAGAGUUAGUUAAAAACUGUUAUUAUAAGCCAUCAAUCUUGCAUCUUUCGGGCGAAGGCAGUGGUAAACUAAUGCUACAAAUAUCAUGGUUCCCAAUCGACACCAAACAACUGCCAGAAAAUGACUUGAUCACGAAUUCUGGUGACUUGACAAUCAUGUCUAAGAGCGCAGAAAACUUGAUAGCAUCUGACUUGAAUGGUUAUUCCGACCCAUACUUGAAGUAUUAUAUCAAUAAUGAGGAAGAUUGCGUUUACAAAACCAAGAUUGUGAAAAAGACGUUAAAUCCCAAGUGGAACGAUGAAGGGACCAUUCAAAUCAACAAUCGUCUAAAUGACGUGCUAAGAAUCAAAGUCAUGGACUGGGAUUCCGCAAGUGCGGACGAUACCAUCGGUACGGCAGAGAUCCCAUUGAGAAAGGUCAAGGCUGAAGGUACCACCGAGCUAGACGUUCCAGUGGAAGGGUUAGAAAAUGCUGGUAAGGACGGCGGUAUGCUGCAUUUGGCAUUCAGCUUCAAACCAAGGUACGCCAUAAGCGUGAGUAAGAGAGAAAAGAAAGUUGGGGAUAUAGCAUCUAAGGGGCUGGGUACUGGUUUGAGGGCUGGUACGUCAGUGAUAGGCGGCGGUGUUGGCGCCAUUGGUAAGAUCAAGAAAGGCGUGUUUGGUGGAUUGGGGAGCCUCACAAACCAUAAGAAGAAUCACGAAACACAAAUGGGUGAAGAAGAAACCAAGUUUUAG